AUGUCAACCAUCAUCAACUCCAGCAGAUCGUGCUCUCCUUCGUUUACGGAUUCCGAGGACGAAGACGACCAUGGCGGCGUCGAAUAUCGCGAACCAAGUCAAGCUGCCAUUGAGGGCUUCCGUUUGUUUUGCAACACUAGGAAACCUAUGACACAACUACCUCGUACUCUUACCGUCGACUACACGGCGCUCAACGACCCCUAUUAUAAUGGCCCUGAUAAACUGAGCUUUGGCUUCGGGGUCACAUCGGACACGUUGGUUCAAUAUGCACUGGAGAAGAAACUGGUCGAUCCUCGCAAGCUGACGGAGGGCGACCCAGAAUUUAUCAGCUACGAGAGAUACUUCGCCAUCAAUGCAGUGAUCAAACACCUAGAGCGCGUCACAGGUGCUCCCAAACUCUAUAUCCGCUUCCCCACGUCUCCCGAAUACGAGUACAUGAUCUCUCUGUACGACAACUACUCGAAGCGGGUCGAUGAGAUGGACGAGGACGACGAAAGGGAAGUUCUCGACAUAAUAAGGAAAGAGUUGAACAUCCCAGACGACGUGCCAGCGAUGUGGUGGUUUGAGAUGGAAGGCUAUUAA
Messenger RNA from Stereum hirsutum FP-91666 SS1, 582 nucleotides. RefSeq lists its product as uncharacterized. Lineage: Eukaryota; Fungi; Basidiomycota; Agaricomycetes; Russulales; Stereaceae. The coding region runs from base 1 to 582 and encodes 193 amino acids. The transcript is spliced from 2 exons. The record is from RefSeq and is a predicted model, not a curated record.